AUGGAAUUAAAAGAUAUUCAAUCAGUUGUUGUAUGGAGAUUAAUCUUUAAACAUUUAAUGAACAAUUCUCCAAAAUCAUUAUCAAACUUUUCAAUUACAUGUAAAUCAAUUAGACAAAAGAUUAAUGUAAUUUAUAAUUGGAAGGAAAUAGCAUUAAAGAAUUUACCUGAAGCGGUCAACAUUGCUAAUAUACUAGGUAUAAAUGUUGAUAAAGAACCAGAGCAUUCACUAAAAUGGGCAUCAAUGUAUCAAUAUUAUAGAUUCAUCUACCCAGCAUCUAAAUUUGGUCAUAUUGUUCAUAUGAAUACACAAUAUCUUCAAUCGCUCGAAAGUUCAAAGUUGGAUGCCAUUUUACCAUUCUCUCAUAUAGUUCAUUUAAAUUUUGUUUGGUGGUUUGAAGUCGGAGAAUUGAUUAAAGAUAUUCCUGUAAAUAAUUAUAAAGUUUAUUGGUUAUUAAGAAAUGAUGGUCUAGUAAAGACAUUACAAUCAGAGGUAGAGAUUGAAGGGUCAUCAGAGCCAAUCACACAAAAUAUGGUUGUUGAAAGAUCACCAAUGGAAUGGAAGUAUUUUAGAGGACCAGAUAUAUCACCUGACCAAGAUAUCUAUCCGCGUGGUUCAUUGUUUUCAUUGUUUUGUAGAUUACAUGAAAGAGAUUGUGCUCGCACUAAAGGUAAUCUAGAUAUUGCCUAUGUAUUAUUGGUUCCAUCAGAUGAUGAUCAUCAUAAACCACCAAAAAUAUUAUUUAAACAUCCCAACCAUGAUGAUGACAAGAAUAAUAAUGAUAAUAAUAAUAAUAAUAAUACUGAUAGUCCAAGUUUAAUGACAAGAUUAUUUAAAUACUUUCAAUAA
This is a messenger RNA of Cavenderia fasciculata, 849 nucleotides long. RefSeq lists its product as uncharacterized. The coding region runs from base 1 to 849 and encodes 282 amino acids. Lineage: Eukaryota; Evosea; Eumycetozoa; Acytosteliales; Cavenderiaceae. The record is from RefSeq and is a predicted model, not a curated record. The transcript is spliced from 3 exons.